Brassica napus (rape) is the source of this 2325-nucleotide messenger RNA. RefSeq lists its product as uncharacterized. Lineage: Eukaryota; Viridiplantae; Streptophyta; Magnoliopsida; Brassicales; Brassicaceae. Gene Ontology annotation, molecular function: zinc ion binding. Bases 1 to 2325 code for a protein of 774 amino acids. The transcript has 3 exons. The record is from RefSeq and is a predicted model, not a curated record.
AUGGAGAGGCCGAAGAAGCUUGAUCAUAAACGUCGUAAGAAGAAAGCUACAUCGAGUGAAACAAUUGAAGAGGAGCACGAUGCAGGGAAAGGUCGUGAGCUUGAACGAAUCACCGCAAAGGAGAGACGCAACGAACCUCGACCUGACACUGAGAGAGACUGUCAUGAUGAGGAUGAUGAGGUUGAAGAAAAUCAAGUAGAAGAGAAUGGAGAAAAUGGAUUAAACGUGGAAGAAGAGAACUGUGAGGACUUAUCACAACAUUUUGGAGAUGUCGCGAGAGAAGAAGAAAAUGUAAGUGAUGGAGAGAGUGGUGAUGAUAUUUGGGAUGAUGAGAAGAUACCGGAUCCAUUAUCUUCCGACGAAGACGAAGAAGAGGUAGAACGAAGAGAGUUGCUUUCCAAUAGUGUUGACAGUGAAGAGCUUUUGGCAUUGGGGAAGACAUUUGCUUGUGCAGCAGAUUUCAAGUUGGCAUUGUUACGGUACUCUCUGAAGACCCGUUACGACAUUAAAAUGUACAAGUCUACAUCAAGGAAGAUGGGUGCGAGAUGCUCUGAUGUUGAGUCGAAUUGCCCUUGGAGGAUUUACUGUUCUUACGAACCAAGGAGGCACAAGAUGCAAGUGAAAGUGUAUAUCAAUGAGCAUAAUUGCAUGAGAUCAGGCUACUCAAAGAUGCUUAAGGUAUCGUCAAUUGCUUGGCUGUUUGCGGAGAUGUUAAGGAUCAACAGGAAGUUUACGAAAAAGGAGAUGGCUGAAGAGGUCAAGAGAGAGUACAAUUUGAUUGUCACAAAGGAACAAUGUGCAAAAGCGAAGUCUAAGCUAUUCCGACAGAGAAAAACAAGCCAUGAAGUGCAUUUCUCACGUAUAUGGGAUUAUGAAGCCGAGAUAAAAAGGUCCAAUCAGUAUACAUCAAUGGUUAUUGAGAUUAUUCCCGGUGCUACUCUAGGAAGCAAGCAAAGGUUUGACAGGUUAUAUGUUUGUUUCACAUCUCAAAGAGAAUUUUGGAUAGAAUCAUGUCGACCUAUCAUUGGGCUAGAUGGUGCAUUCUUGAAGUGGGAUAUUAAAGGGCAUCUACUAGCUGCUGUAGGAAGAGAUGGAGACAACAGGAUUGUGCCAAUUGCUUGGGCUGUUGUUGAGAUUGAAAAUAAUGUGAACUGGGAAUGGUUUGUGAAGCUUUUGAAAUCGGAUUUAGGACUGCAAGAAGGAGCAACAACAACAAUAAUAUCCGACAAGCAGAAGGUUUGUGGUGUGCUAAUUUCUGCUUUUUUUUUGUGUUGUGCUUAUUUGAUUGUGUUUUCUUAUCAACAUGGACUUGUGAAUGCUGUCAAGAAUGAGCUUCCAGAAGCUGAACACCGAAUGUGUUCAAGACAUAUCCUUGCAAACUGGAAAAGAGACAAUAAAGAUCUUGAAUUAGAGAGAUUAUUUUGGAAGAUAGCAGGAAGCUACACUCUAGGGGAUUAUCAAGAGCAUAUGGACACACUAAAAAAAUAUUGCUCAGGUGCCUUUAACUCCCUUCAGAAAACAAACCCCAAUACACGGUCAAGAGUUUUUUUUAGGUUAGGAUCAGAUUGCAAUGACAACCUUAACAACCUUAGUGAGUCAUUCAACAAGACAAUUAGAGAAGCUAGAAAAAAGCCAUUGUCGGAAAUGUUAGAGGAUAUAAGAAGGCAAUGCAUGGUUCGUAAUGCCAAAAGAGCUAUCAUUGCUUCACAUAGUAAGACUAAGUUCACAAAGAAAGUUCAUUUGGAGGUUGAAAAGACUAAGGAAAAAGCAAAGGAUUGCAUCAGAUAUAUGGCAUGUGGGAAUGUUCAUGAAAUUGAUGAUGGAGGUGUCGCCUAUAGUGUUGAUAUGGAUUUGAAAACAUGCGGGUGUCUCAAGUGGCAGCUCAGAGGAAUUCCAUGUAUUCAUGCUUCAUGUGUAAUAACUGCAAAAAAACUAAAGAUGGAAGAUUCUGUGUCCAAGUACUACACAAGUGACAUGUGGAGAGUGACAUACUCGCGUGGUAUCAGGCCGGUGCAGGGAAUGAAAUUGUGGCCUAGGAUGAAUAGGCUACCAGUGUUGCCACCACCCUAUAGACUAGGUAAUCGUGGUAGACCAAGCAACUAUGAUAGAAAAAAAGGAGCUAAUGAAUCUUCUAGUUCCUCAACAAAACUGGGACGAGAAAAGCGUAUGAUGACUUGUUCUAAUUGCCUAGACACUGGUCACAACAAAACUACAUGUUCUAAUCCGACAGCUGAAAGAGAACCAAAAAGGCCAAGGGGUCGGCCAAGACUUCAAGAUGUGGGGGAAUCAACACAAGGUUUUUCACAAGAACAAUCUCAAGCUUAA